Messenger RNA from Gloeophyllum trabeum ATCC 11539, 534 nucleotides. RefSeq lists its product as uncharacterized. The transcript is spliced from 2 exons. The record is from RefSeq and is a predicted model, not a curated record. The coding region runs from base 1 to 534 and encodes 177 amino acids. Lineage: Eukaryota; Fungi; Basidiomycota; Agaricomycetes; Gloeophyllales; Gloeophyllaceae.
AUGGUUGAUUCUCCGAGAUAUGUCGUUAACAGCACUGUCAAAACUCUCGCAGCCCAGUGCAAUGAUCUCCUCACGAGCUUGGCCUAUGUGUUUCAUACUCCUGCUGGGGUAGACAGAAAGGGGACGGGCGACGUGGGCGCAGGUCAGGAUGGCGACCCGGUUGUCAUCUUUGCUGGGGCGAUAGUACAAGGCGCCUGUGCCCUCGUAGCUGGGUUGCUAGAGGCUUGCGAUGGCGAGACCAAGGGUGCUGGUAAAGGGCUUCCGCAGUUCCGGGAAAGGGUCGGCAACGGGGUCGAAUGGGAGGAGACUAGGACCAGCGACGGGACGAGUGACAACGGACUCAACGAGAGCUACCUCGAUAGUAGGGAGCCCCGCAUCGUCCAAGAUACUCUGUACAGCAUCUGCGGCGGCAACGGCAGCAUCGUAGAGGAGAGAAGGAAUCGUGAGGGAAACGAGCUCGUCGGCGACUCCCACGCUAGAGGGUGGAAGUACAAGCCCGGUUGGGACCAGACUCCUUCCCAGCCCCGGCAGUAA